CGUGUUUAUCAGAAGUGGGCGGGGCUUCACCCAUGUGAAUUCGUAUUGGCUGAAUGAGCUGUCAAUCACAGUCCCAGGCAAGAUUGGGGAGUGAGAGAGUGAGAGAGAGAGAGAGAGAGAGAGAGAGACAGCAGACGAGUGGAGCAGCGGCAUGGUGCAGACACAACUGACUACAAAGAGUGCUGCAGUCAUGUAAAGGCGAACGUAGAGGACGUCCACUGAAGACUGUCCUGCAUUAAACAGAGAAAAAGUGAGGAAAGAGAAACUCCCACACUGAAUACACACUGCAGGAAGGUUCAGAUUAGAUGGAAUAAAUCAUGGUUCUGACUGAUUAAAACAACUUCAACAAAGUAUUUCCACCUUUUCAGCCUUAAUCUCUACUACUGACUGACCGAAUGACUCGUUCCAUCGAAUACGAUUCUUUUGAUUCUUAAUCAAACCUGCUUAAGUGAAUCAAAGUGGCUGAGUUUAGAUUCAUUUGAUUCACCACUCAGGUCGGUGUAGAGACAUAUGAAGGCUACAGUAACGCACGUUUGUGACUUUAUAUGAGCGCCGAACAAACUUUCACAGCAUACAGUAUAUUUUUUGGGAAAGAAAUAAACUACCUUUUGUAUGCUAACUGCUAACCUAGCCAAGAUCACAUUUACAAAUACAGGCUAUUCAAUAUUCUUGCUUGUGAAUUGAUUCAUCCAAUUCACUUUUGAAGCAACAGUUUAACAGAAUUGAUUCUUUUACUCAUUCUCAUUCAUUAUUGAACCCAUUGAUGAUAAAACUUUUGUAAAAUUUUGGAUUCGUUAUUCAAAUCAAUUUGCUUGAUUCACUUAAAAAGUGUUUAAUUAAAAAGAAUUGAUUCAUUUGUCCAGUUUAAUCACUAAGGAAAUUACUACUAACUAUUUUUAAAUUGAAAAAUGACAACGAUACGUUUGAUUUAUUCAUGUUUUCGAUUAAAAAGUAUCAAUUUGUUUGGUGAGUCUCGUUAAACUCAUCAUUAAAUCUUCUGAAGACAUGGAUGAGGAGUGGAAGGAGAGGGAGCGCAGCAGCUUUUGCAUGCUGAACUGGGAGCAGGUGAAGCGUUUGGACACCGUCCUCACCGAGUCCAUCCCCAUCCACGGCCGGUGGAGUUUCCCCACGCUGCAGAUGAAGCCGCGGGACAUCGUUAAGGCCGUGCGAUGCAGAAUGGCCGAGCAGAACAUCUGCGUACGCGAGGUUCGGCUAAACGGUUCGGCCGCUAGCCACGUCCUGCACGAGGACAACGGCUUAGGAUACAAAGACCUGGACCUGAUCUUCUGCACCAAGCUAAGGGACGAGAUGGACUUCCAGACUGUCAAGAACAUCGUGCUGGAUGCUCUCCUGGACUUCCUGCCCGAAAUAGUGAACAAGACCAAAAUAACGCCACUCACACUAAAGGAGGCGUAUGUUCAGAAGAUGGUGAAGGUGUGUAAUGACUCGGACCGCUGGAGUCUCAUCUCUCUGUCCAAUAACAGCGGGAAGAACGUGGAGCUGAAGUUCGUUGACUCUCUGCGCCGUCAGUUCGAGUUCAGCGUCGACUCCUUCCAGAUCCGCCUGGACUCGCUCCUGCUGUUCUACGAGUGCUCUCUGGAGAAUGUCAUGAGCCUCUCGUUCCACCCAUCUGUCCUGGCCGAGAGCGUGUACGGUGAUUUCUCCGAGGCCCUGGAUCACCUCCAGCAGCGUCUCAUCGUCACGCACAACCCUGAAGAGAUCCGCGGUGGCGGCUUGCUCAAAUAUUGCCACCUGCUUCUGCGAGGCUUUCACGCCCCAAACCGCCGGGAGAAAGGCGAAUACCGUGAGCUGCUACAGCGCUACAUGUGCUCGCGCUUCUUCAUCGACUUCCCACGUGCAUCUGAGCAGCAUCGCAAGCUCGAGUCCUACCUCCAGAGCCACUUUGUCGGGCAGGAGGAGUGUAAGUUUGCGUACCUGAGCACGCUGCACAGCGUGGUGCGCGAGAGCAGCGCGUGUCUGAUGAACCGCGAGAGAUGCCGAGUGCUCGAGAUCAUCGCUGCGAUGGCUGUGAGAGCGCUGGCUGAACACAGCGACGUCCCGAAUGUGGAGAACGUCACGUGCUACUACCAGCCCGCUCCUUACGUCAAAGACGGAAACUUCAGCAACUACAGCGUGGCUCAGGUGCAGAACGUGUACACCUGUGAAACGGACCAAUCAGGACAAGUCUGGCUCUGUUUGUUCAUCUGAGACACGUGCUGAAAAUAUAGUUAUAUGUCAACCAAUCAGAGUGGAGCUGAUGAUAGACAGCACCACAGACCAAUCAGAAUGACUUCUCAUGUAGGAAGAGAAAGAUCAAAGCCAGACCUUUAAGGAAGCAGAAGAAAUCCCAACCAAUCAGAGAUCAGCGAUUGUAAAGCAGACCAAUCAGGACAACUGUGGUUUGGUUUGAUCUGCACAAAUCCUUUUUUAUCUGAAUUAUGUAAUCCAGUUUAAUUCACCUGAAGCCACCAAUCACAGAGCGGGAGCCAUGUGAUGAACAGGAAAUCGACCAAUCCGAGAAAAGCUUUGUUUUCUGAGCUGAACAUUGGAUUGUUGUACACCUUUUUUUAUGCACUUUAAAAAUACGAAGCAGAAUUCAAAUCCAGAGAUGUGAACAUUCUUUUAUCGUUUUUAAAGAAUUAUCAUCAUUUGGGACACCUUUUGGUUUGGUUUCUGUUGAAGCAACCAGUCAUGAAGCAGGCGUCUAAUGAUGACAUCAGAAUCGAACAAUCACCAUGACCUUGGUUUGGUUUGGUUUGUUGGCCUGAGGGAUUUUUUGUUUUUAAUUUCCAAGAUAAAAAUAUGGAGAAGAAUUCAAGUCCACACCUUUCUGGCUGUAAAACAACAUUCAUAAAUUACUUUUUAUGCAAGAGAGAAAGAGGGAGAACGUGAUGGUGGGAGACGAGAACCGAGAGAGAGGAGAGAGAAGGUCACUCAGUUCAGUUUCCAGUGGACGCCAAAAUCUGAAGAAACACCCGUCACACCGGCAACAUGAGCCUGAGAGCUAGAACCCAGCUCUGAUUCUGAUUAGGACCAUAAAGAGAGAGGAGAGAGAGAGAGAGAGAGAGAGAGAGAGGGAAUAUUCCUGCUAGCUUUGCUUUGGAUUUAGUACAAACAUAAAAAUGUCAUGUUCACACUGCAGCAGAUUUGUUCUCAUUUUAGCGUUAGCCGAACUCUAACAUGCACGUAUACUAAAAUCGAGAAUUUUACAGAUCUAUCUGUGAUUUUUAAGAUUUUGAGCCAUAAUUUUUUUAACUCCAAUGUCAAUGCAAAUACAACUUUCCAACAUACUAUAUAUCUCUGUAUAACUAUAAACAAUAUUCGCAGAUAUAUUUACUCAUAUUUUUGCCAAAAAUGUCAGACCUUUAAUUCCGAAGUCUCAGAAUGCUCAUUAUAUUAAUGCGGCUUAUUCACUGAAGCGAUGUAUGUACUGAUUUUUUUUCCUUUAAGUAGCAUAUUGUCUGGAUUUCUUUAAGACACCAAACAGAAUACAGAGAAUUCUGAGACUAUAAGUGCCUGUAACGGGACAAAUGCAACAAAUCGACGUUAUGAAAGGACGUGUUUGAGUGUGUGUUUGAGAAAAAUAGGUUUGUUAGGCAUUAUUAUAAUGGUAUAAUGGAAUAUUAUGGGCGGGGUCUCCUCUGCUGGCCUGCACGGGCUGUUAAUUGCAUUAACAAAGGUGUGUGUGUGUGUGUGUGUGUGCGCGUGUGCGUGCGUGUAAGGUGUGUGUGUGUGCAUGUGCGUGCGUGCGUGUAAGGUGUGUGUUACUCCCGGACACUCACCUCCAUCUACAUGACCUCAAUGAGCUCCAGCUAAGCUCAGAUUAGCGUGUAGAGCCAAUGCCAUUACAGCUGAAGGAGAAGAUGAAAGUCAUUUCCUUUAGAUCACAGCACAAAAUGUAAAAUAACGGCACCUUCUUAAACGUUCUUAAAGUUUUCACGCCCAGUUUUGAUAUGCUACACAUUAUAGUAGGGCGCUGCAGAAUUCUGGACUGUGAUUGGUCAGAAGGUGUUGAUUAGUUUUCUAGAACAGCAGCUCUGACAGUAGUGCAGCUGCAAAUCGCAGGUUUAUGUUAAUGCGCUAAUACCUUAUCGUUUCUAUAGUAAGGGACGUGUACAGCGGACGCUCCGCAUAAACAGAUUUUAAAAAUUGUUGAUACGGUGAAGUUUUCUCCGGGGUAAGGAGAUGUUUAUGUAACAUGUAUGGAAGGAGUCUCCAGUGUCAGUGCUUUGUGACAGUCAGAGGUAAAGCUGUAGAAGUUUUCCGACAUCUUCAGGACAGAGAGAGGAAUAAAGAGAGGCUGGUGAUGGAGUGAUAGAUGCAUCUGAGAGACUGAGAGAGUGUGAUGUGUUUCUGCAGUGUGGACUUUCCCUUCAUCUUUAACCUCUUUAUCAUCCUCGACAUCUAAUUUUGACUCCUCUAGUUUUGUAACGUGUUUAACGUUUAAAGCGAAUAUUUCCAUGGUUUCUGAUGCUGUGAAAAGAUAAAAGUGUUUAUAACAAGUGAUAAAAAAAUCAUUACUGUGUGUUUUCUGAAAAAGCUAGCUUUAUUUUUUUCCAGAACAUUCUGGCGUCUUCAUAUAUAUUUGCAGAGUGUGUAUUUGUGCAUGUGUGUGUGUGUGUGUUUAAUAUGUCUAUAUCAAAGGAUUUACCGUUAAAUUGAAAUUAAAGUGCCCUUGAAAUGAA
This is a messenger RNA of Pangasianodon hypophthalmus (striped catfish), 4685 nucleotides long. RefSeq names its product terminal nucleotidyltransferase 5Ab (gene tent5ab). Lineage: Eukaryota; Metazoa; Chordata; Actinopteri; Siluriformes; Pangasiidae. The transcript has 3 exons. Gene Ontology annotation, molecular function: RNA binding; poly(A) RNA polymerase activity. Bases 1006 to 2208 code for a protein of 400 amino acids. Gene Ontology annotation, biological process: mRNA stabilization. The record is from RefSeq and is a predicted model, not a curated record.